AUGGAGCCCCUGCGGAGGGCCCAUGAGGCCGUGCUCUGGCUGCUGCUGUGCCGGCCCUGGGCCUUGGGCGCCGCCUCCCGCCCGAAGCCCCGCGCCUCGGAGGUGCUGACGCGCCACCUGGUGCAGCGGCGCUUGCCGCACUGGACCUCCUUCUGCGUGCCCUACAGCGCCGUCCGCAACGACCAGUUCGGCCUCUCGCACUUCAACUGGCCCGUGCAGGGCGCCAACUACCACGUCCUGCGCACCGGCUGCUUCCCCUUCAUCAAGUACCACUGCUCCAAGGCCCCCUGGCACGACCUGGCCCGGCAGGACCGGUUCUUCACGGCGCUCAAGGUUAUCAACCUCGGUAUUCCAACUUUAUUAUAUGGACUUGGCUCCUGGUUAUUUGCUAGAGUCACAGAGACUGUGCACACCAGUUAUGGACCAAUAACAGUUUAUUUUCUAAAUAAAGAAGAUGAAGGUGCCAUGUACUGAAAGUGUGCACUGGAGGAUGAAAAUAUCAGUAGAUUUUCUCAUGUGUAUGUGCAAUAUUUAUUUUUGAUCCUUUAAAAUAAAACUUUGCAAACACCUUUUUCUUUCUAUGGUGUCUGGUUCUUUAAGAUGAAUCAUUGCCCUCAAAAGGCAAAGCUUUUCGUAUUAAUACAUUGUUGUAUAUUGCAUACUCUGUUUAGCCAAUGGGAACUACAAACACGUAACGCUUAUAUGAAUUUUUUCCUAUAACUAGGUUAAACUAGAGAUAAAAAAUGAUUGUAACUUAUAGAUUCUGUAGUUAUGUAUUAACAAUUUAAAUCAACUCUUUGAAAAUAUAGAUACCCCACAAGGAAGGGGAAAAAAUCUUUAACAUUGGGAAAAAAAGUAGAGAAUUUUAGGAUAUAUGAUAGAGAUAAUAUAAUAUCAUUGGCAAAUCCAAAGUUGAUGAGAAUUCUAACUGCAAUCUGAAAUUUAAACCAUUCAACUGUCAGGAUUUUAAAUGGAAAUGUAUUACAGCCCUUGUGCCAUUUACCUGUAUGAGAGGUGUGGGUGUAAUGUUGAAACUUCUUAUUACCUAAAGAAUCCAAUACCGUACUACUUUUUAAAAAAUGUAAUAACAACUCUAGGUAAUGUAAAUGCAGCAAGAAGAAUGAAAUUAAGACUUAUUAAAAGUUAAAAUAUCAUGGCAAUAAAGCUGUAAGAACAAUUAAAAUCUAGAAAGACCCAGAAAAAAAAUUUGGUAA
Molecule: messenger RNA, 1214 nt
Organism: Lipotes vexillifer (Yangtze River dolphin)
Lineage: Eukaryota; Metazoa; Chordata; Mammalia; Artiodactyla; Lipotidae
Gene: CUNH15orf61
Product: chromosome unknown C15orf61 homolog
Exons: 2
Coding region: 1-474 (157 amino acids)
Source: RefSeq, a predicted model, not a curated record